Molecule: messenger RNA, 1263 nt
Organism: Zasmidium cellare ATCC 36951
Lineage: Eukaryota; Fungi; Ascomycota; Dothideomycetes; Mycosphaerellales; Mycosphaerellaceae
Exons: 4
Coding region: 1-1263 (420 amino acids)
Source: RefSeq, a predicted model, not a curated record
AUGAAGAGCUUCUUCCGUGUCGCAGCCUUUGGAGCUGGCGCUUCGGCAGCCAUUAUCGCCCGCGAUCAGUGCUGCUUCUCACUCUCCGUCUCAGGAGGCGUUACCGGUGACGUUGGCCAGCUCUCCGACGGACAGAAUCGGAUUGGCGGUGGCCUGUCGGCAGCCACCUAUUGCAUCAACGACGGCGGCAUCACAGACUCGCAGGCACGAUUCCACCUCACGAUCGGAGACUUAUCGCAGCUGACAUUCGCCUGUGGUUUAGGGGCGUGGAUGUAUCUUGACUCCACCGACAACCCAAUUCCAGGUGCUACGCCAACUACUGGCUUCGUUAUCUCUACUGCAUUCGGCGAGCUCUCGUACAACGGAAACGGCACCUUCUUCGCUUGCCCAGCUUUCACUGGCGUCUACAACAUUUACACGAGCGCAGUUCCCUACCAAGCAGGGUGCGUUGGAAUCGAACUUGCCACUGGUGGGCAGUGUGCUGGCAUAUUCAAGUCAUCCUCGUCUUCAUCCUCGCCUCCAUCUCCAUCCACAGCGCCGCCAGCUUCUACAAGCUCGCCCUCGCCAGCGACAGUCACGGCGACCUCGUGGAGCACCCAGCCAGCUACGGCAGUCACCGUCACUGCUGAGUGCGAGACGACCUCAGUGGCUGCUCCUCCACCACCUGCAACAACUGUUGUGACUACAACAACGUAUGAGAUUAGCACGCGGGUACCAUCUACCUGGACGACCAGCUCCGCAUCACCGCCGCCACCACCACCAACUCAGCCCACUGGCUCUUCCUGCCCAACAGCUCUCACGGGGGCAUAUCAGACUCCUCAUCUCAUCGUGCCAGUCUCAUCCGAGCAGCCAGACCAAGCCUACGGUACUCAGUACAACGCCACGAUCACGACAUCAGAGUGCACCAUCUAUGGCGGACAGUCUUGUAGCGUCAUCUUCCUCUUCCCUGAGCAAUCCCAGCUCCAAACCUCCAGCUUCGACUUCAACGGCGAGGGCGAUCUUGUCUUCACCAGCCUUUCUUCUCCAGCCAACCAACAGACCACCUGGAACAAUGCUCCUACUCAAGGUUCAGUCCUCGCCACGAUUGCUCCUCAGCCUGGAAACAGUUACUCUGUCAGCACUGGCUCUUGUGCUCCUGGCACUACUCAAAGCAUUGAAGUCUGCGGCACCAACGGCCUCAGCCUUAGCUUCUUCGAGGACUACAACCCAUCGCCUAUUGGCGUCUUCAUCACUUCUCGUCAAACGCCAUUAUCUGGAAGCUGA